Messenger RNA from Symbiodinium natans, 357 nucleotides. NCBI's taxonomy places the organism in Eukaryota, Dinophyceae, Suessiales, Symbiodiniaceae. The record is from the annotation of a GenBank genome assembly.
AUGGAGGAGAGUGCUCCGAAGAAGCGGUGUCACUUCGCAAUCCGCAAGGGCGAUGUCUACAAAGCAUGCUCGAAAUGCAACGUAGUCAACAUCGCGCACGUCUCCCACGACUGUCCCAAGAAUGGCCGUACGAGACGGCCAGGAAACUUCACUGGUCGAGGUCAUGCAGAGCAGCAGAUGCUUCUCCACGGUUUGAUUCAGAGGUGCGGUGGUCGUACUAUGAGGAUAACAUCCGUCGGUGGCGGUGAGUCGGUGUUGGGCCACGUGGCUACGGAGCUCUUGCAGCAGAUUCAGGUGGAACGCGUGGAGGCCGACGAGGAACAGGAGGCAACUACGCACCCCAGGAUCUUGGCGGAG